Tupaia belangeri chinensis (Chinese tree shrew) is the source of this 933-nucleotide messenger RNA. Its product is annotated as olfactory receptor 2A5. NCBI's taxonomy places the organism in Eukaryota, Metazoa, Chordata, Mammalia, Scandentia, Tupaiidae. The transcript has a single exon. Gene Ontology annotation, molecular function: olfactory receptor activity; G protein-coupled receptor activity. Gene Ontology annotation, cellular component: membrane. Gene Ontology annotation, biological process: G protein-coupled receptor signaling pathway. The coding region runs from base 1 to 933 and encodes 310 amino acids. The record is from RefSeq and is a predicted model, not a curated record.
AUGACAGAAAAUCAGACAUGGGUCACAGAAUUCAUUCUCCUGGGAUUUCCCGUGGGCCCAAGUAUUCAGGUGCUUCUCUUUGGGCUCUUCUCCCUGUUCUACACCUUGACCCUGCUGGGGAAUGGGGUCAUUCUGGGGCUUAUCUGGCUGGACUCCAGGCUGCACACCCCCAUGUACUUCUUCCUCUCACACUUGGCCAUUGUUGACAUUUCCUAUGCUUCCAACAAUGUUCCCAAGAUGCUGGCAAACCUUCUGAACAAGAAAAAGAUGAUCUCCUUUGCCCCAUGCAUAAUGCAGACGUUUUUAUACAUGGCUUUUGCUCACACCGAGUGUCUCAUCCUGGUAAUGAUGUCCUAUGAUAGGUAUGUGGCCAUCUGCCACCCCCUGCAGUACUCUGUCAUCAUGAGCUGGAGAGUGUGCACUGUCCUGGCUGUUACUUCCUGGGCGUGUGGCUCCCUCCUGGCCCUGCUCCACAUAGUUCUCCUCCUGCGACUGCCCUUCUGCGGGCCUCAUGAAAUCAACCACUUCUUCUGUGAACUCCUGUCUGUCCUCAAGCUGGUUUGUGCUGACACCAGGCUCAACCAGGUUGUCAUCUUUGCAGCAUCUGUGUUCAUCUUGGUGGGGCCCCUAUGCCUGGUGCUGGUCUCCUACUCACGCAUCCUGGCUGCCAUCCUGAGGAUCCAGUCAGGGGAGGGUCGCAGGAAGGCCUUCUCCACCUGCUCCUCCCACCUCUGCGUGGUGGGGCUGUUCUUUGGCAGCGCCAUUGUCAUGUACAUGGCCCCCAAGUCCCGCCACCCUGAGGAGCAGCAGAAGACCCUGUCUCUGUUUUACAGCCUUUUCAACCCUAUGCUGAACCCCCUGAUCUACAGCCUGAGAAAUGCAGAGGUCAAGGGUGCCCUGAACAGGGUGUUGUGGAAACAGAGAUCUAGAUGA